AUGUUGUUUUUUGUGGUUUUUGGUGUUUGGUUUUCGGCAGGCGUUACGGCAGAUACGUCGAAUUAUUUCUGCGCCGAUAUGAACCCUCAGCAUCAUGUUAUUGUUGAACAGCUGAUGGGUAUGUGGUUUGGCGUGGAAAUAAUUAACCACCAAGACGAAAUGUUUCAAACCAGAACAGAAUUUUCAUGUCCUGUCAUUCACAUAUCCGAAGACAGGGAAGCAACUUCGACCUUUAACCCUUUGUACGAUGGUUACAACUAUGGAUAUAACUAUGGAAAAGAUCACCCUUAUGGAGUAACCUACAGAACUACUACAGCAUAUACAGACCGAACAACCCAGAACGAAGUACGUCGAAGAAUCUACGAACAAACCGAAUAUGAUCGGCAAACCACUUACGGAAACUACCCGAACAUUCGCAAACAGCACAUGUUCGAUAUGAGACAAACUGGUCUAGAUGUGAAAUAUUUGAGACUGAUUUGGGAUGAGAAUGGAGAAAAUACAGAGUUCCAUAUAAGGUACAAUGUCAGCAGAUCAGGAUUUUGGAUAACCUCAGGCCCUGAAAGUGGAGGAGCUUCGCUUGAACCCCAAUUCAAACACUUCGCCGGUACUAUUCAAGUAUUAAAAGCUGUAGGUAACCACAUGGUCCUCACCUUCUGCCACCAACUACCUGAAAGAAAAUUGUACUCCGUUCUACUUUCCAGGAAUUUAAAACUAGACCAAGUUGAGGUACUUGGAGUCCACAAUAUGUUGAACAGAAAGGGACUCAGGACUAAUUCUGUCAAACACACUUGUAGUAGCAGUAUUAAGAACGAGUUUAAUGUAUUAAUUAGUUUCGUAGGUUUGACUGUUUGUUGGUUACUUAAAUUCUAUUGGUAG
This is a messenger RNA of Diabrotica balteata, 876 nucleotides long. Lineage: Eukaryota; Metazoa; Arthropoda; Insecta; Coleoptera; Chrysomelidae. The record is from the annotation of a GenBank genome assembly.